AUGCCGAGAUUUCUUGGUGUAUCCGAACUUCCGGAGCGAAGAUCGAUCUGCAUAUGGAUGGAAAGUCCCAAGAAUGCGAGGACAGAUAGCCCAGUUAACUCCAAUUCCUUUACGCUAAUGACUGCUAUGAUAUCAAAUGCAGCACAAACUUCUUGGUACAGCGAAUGUAAUGAUGAAUGCUUGAAGCUGAUUGAAGCGAAGUUUAGGUUCGCGGAUGAGCUUUGUAGUCUUUUUGAACUCAAAUAUACAACUUCCAGACUUAAAGAUGAUGAUAUCUACCAUUUCCCCACUAGCUAA
Messenger RNA from Sclerotinia sclerotiorum 1980 UF-70, 297 nucleotides. RefSeq lists its product with no specific name. The transcript has 4 exons. Lineage: Eukaryota; Fungi; Ascomycota; Leotiomycetes; Helotiales; Sclerotiniaceae. Bases 1 to 297 code for a protein of 98 amino acids. The record is from RefSeq and is a predicted model, not a curated record.